GCAGCCUCAGAGUCACACCCGCUUGAGUAACUUCCUCAAACGCUUUCGCGGGCAUCUUCCAGUCACAACCACACCAGGAUGAAGCGAUCAAGACUGGCACUCAUCGUUUUGACUGCCAUUGCCAGCACCACCAGCACACAAGCCAUCGACUGGACCUUUUGGAACGAUGACGACGAUUCGACCCCUUCACCCGCUUCGACCGACACAAACUCAGAGACCCUGUCUCCAGAGACCCUGACAAACAUGAUGGGGUCCGAUUACAUGGAUCGUGUCAGGUCUAUGAUUUACUCUGGGAAGGGGUCAGACUCGGACUCGGACUCUGGUUCGUUGCCUGAUGUCGGUUCCUCUUCAGGUUCGGCUUCCAAGCCGCCUGCUUCUUCAGCUUCGUCCUCUGCCUCUUCUCUCGAUACGGAUGAUGAUAACUCUGCAUCGAACGCUCUGUCGUUAGCUGGUUCUUCUGGUUUGGACUUGGCAAUGCCAUCCAUGGACGAGAUCGCGACGCCUUCAACUGCGGUUAGCGACAUUAAAUCCAACUACCGUAACUGGGUGGGACCUUGGAGCCAGUCGGCCGACUCGGCUUGCUACCGGGAGGCUCACUUCAUGAAAACCUGUCCGAGCAAUUAUGAUCGCAACGAACUGACGAACACAUGUUGGACCGAGUGUCCGAUGGACUAUCCCGUGGAAUGUGGUAUGCAGUGCAUUCAACAAAACAACGACUGCGGUCGCGAAAACGCUGCCAAGAUCUCCGCCUUGGCAAUGGGUGCGCUGAGUAUGGCCUCUUUCGGUGUAUUCGGUCAAUUGGCCAAGUACGGCAAGCACGUGAGUUGGGCAGUCACUUGCGCCAACUACCUCAUGGUCUUCGUAAGAGCAGUAAUCCGUUUCACGCGUAACCAGAUGACCAACGAACCCAACACGUCGCAAGAGAAGCUUUUACUGCUGCUGUACCAGACGAACUAUGUCGUCGCUGAUCUUCCGGCUACCAUCAUCGCGUGCUCAGGCAGAAGUACCCCCGCAAGUCUCCAGCUAACGCGCCAGAUCAUGCCUACGGCUCAGUUCGUCCUACUGUUGGUGCUCAACUACGAUGAUCAGAUUAUCGAAAGUUGGCAGAAGUUCAAAGCUUUCAUGAAGAGGGCCAACUUCACGGAAGCAGCCGAUCAAAUUACAGAGGGGGAGAUCUCGAGUCUGGAAACGGGUAUGAAGCAGAACUCGACGUGCGGUGAGGAACUCACGACGUUGACCAACCGAGUUUGGAUGACGGUGGACGAGCACAGACAGAAGAACCCCAAGAUCAGCGAGGGUGAUCUCCGCCUUAAGAUGAGCCAGUCGGACCUCGUCAUGUACGAUAUCCCGACGGUGACCAACAACUGUAUGCCCAAGAUGAUCUCCGAGUCAAGCUUGGCUACUGCGUACAAGACUCGCGAUACCCUCCGCAAGACCUACGGAGUGAUGAUCAACGACCUCAUCAAGUCCGGCAAGAGUGACAAUGGUACAUCCAUGGCCGCGAAGCACCAAGCCUACACAUGGCUUCGCAACGCUCUCUUCUUUGCUUCGUUUGGCUGGGACCCGACGGAUCUGUCGACUAUCUUUUCAGAAUACCUCCAGACUAUCUGCGGUCCCACGCAGUUCAUGGGUGAGGUCGACGACGGCAAGGAAGCCGCCACUCUGGGAAUGAGUGCGCUUCACAAGGCCUUCAAGAACAGUACGCUGGCUUGGACCAAGAAAGGUGACGGUGCUGUUAUUAUUAACUUCAAGAGCAAGGAUACCAAGGAUGUGACGGUUAAUAUCAUGUCCGGUGGUGACAAGAUCGAUGAAGUUGAACUCAAAGCUGGUGGAUCUGCCCAGUGGAAGUCGAACAUCAAGACACUUGGUGGCAAGACGUUGUACCUGGAUCGCUGGCGUCCGGGUCUCUUAGGUCUUCCUGGUACGGGUGGUGGCUCCCUUGUGUUGUGGGUACCCAUUUCGCGCCAGGGCGGCCAUUUGGAGCUAACUGCCCAGCUCAAUGUGAGCUAAAGAACUAGAGUCAGAUUUUUGUUGUUAGUUUACAGUAGAAGUCGAGAAUUACUAUUAUAAUAUACUUCGAAGUAGAUCGAC
Molecule: messenger RNA, 2091 nt
Organism: Phytophthora nicotianae INRA-310
Lineage: Eukaryota; Oomycota; Peronosporomycetes; Peronosporales; Peronosporaceae
Exons: 1
Coding region: 79-2010 (643 amino acids)
Source: RefSeq, a predicted model, not a curated record